This is a messenger RNA of Haplochromis burtoni (Burton's mouthbrooder), 1083 nucleotides long. Its product is annotated as signal-regulatory protein beta-2-like. The record is from RefSeq and is a predicted model, not a curated record. The coding region runs from base 112 to 1083 and encodes 323 amino acids. Gene Ontology annotation, biological process: response to bacterium. The transcript is spliced from 5 exons. NCBI's taxonomy places the organism in Eukaryota, Metazoa, Chordata, Actinopteri, Cichliformes, Cichlidae.
UUUACUGACAGCUGGGCGUAAGUAUGCAUCUGUGUUCAGUUUUCUCUGUGUUUCAGUAAGUGUUACCUUUAACACUUGGAUGUAAAGGAUUGACUUUAUUUUUCAGGAUGCAUGGAUGACCAAAGCUUUGUAACAAAAAAUGUUCAUCUUGGAGAAGAUGUGACUCUGACGUGUAGUCGCCGGUCUAACUUGUCAGGAUUACUUUUUUGGAUCCGAGUUGUUGCUGGAAAUCUGCCUGAAGUCUUAGGGGCGACCUACACUUUUGAUCAGGGCACUGUUAACAAAACUCCUCGUAUUACAACAAAGCAGGAAACAGGAACAUUUGUUCUCCAUAUAAUUCAAACACAGCUCAAUGACACUGCCUUCUAUUACUGUGAAGAAGUGAUUGAACUCAAAACGACAAAGUGGAAUAUUACUUUCCUAAGAGUCAAAGGACCAGAACCUGACAUCCCCGUUGUCAUUCAAGAGUUGCCAUCAGCUCCGAUAUAUCAAGGAGACUCAGUGACUCUACAGUGUUCGGUCCUCUCUGACCUGCAGAAGAAUACAUGUCCAGAGGAUGUGUACUGGUUCAGAGCAGGAAUGAAUGAAACACAUCCCAGUGUGAUUUACGUUUAUAGAAGCAGUGGUGAUGCAUGUGAGAGGCAGUCUGAUGUUCAUUCUCCUCGAAAAUGUGUCUACAAGUUCUCAAAGAACAAUAUCAGCUCUUCUGAUUCUGGAAACUACUAUUGUGCUGUGGCAACAUGUGGACAUGUCAUUUUUGGUAAUGGAGCAAAAUUGAAUAUUGAAGACAACAUUAGGUCAUUUGGUGAUUCUCGGGUGGUCAACACAGUUGUGUUUCUUUUGUGUGCUGCUUUGGCAAUAAGUUUGAUGGUUAUAGCCUUACUGAGUUAUGUACUCAAGAACAAGAAAUAUAAUUGUUCGAAUGGUGCUGUAGCAGUGCAACUGAAUUGUACCAUGACCACUAGUAAUCAACUAAAUCAGAAGAUAUCACAGGAUACAGGGCUUCAUACUGUGGUUGUGUUCAGGUUGACUAAGACAGCUAUGAUGAUGGAAAGAGAUAUACAAGUACAGCGCAAUGACUAA